AUCAAAUGGACGCCGCGCUGGCUCGGCUGGAAAGCCUCGGUCUCGAGAGUUCUGAGGUCCCGGGUUUAAUCCCGGACCCGCCUCUGUGGAGUUUGCAUGUUCUCUCCGUGCCUGCGUGGCUUUUCUCCGGGUGGGCACUCCGGUUUCCUCCCACAUCCCAAAAACACGCAUGAAUUAAUGGAGACUCUAAAUUGCCCGUAGGUGUGAUUGCGAGUGCGACUGUUGUCUGUCUCGAUGUCUCCUGCGAUUGGCCGGCAACCAGUUCAGGGUGAGACCCGCCUCCUCCCCGUUGACAGCUGGGAUGGGCUCCGACACUCCCGUGACCCUCGUGAGGAUAAGCGGCUCAGAUAAUGGACGGAUGAACUUUUGAGAAAGUAAUCAAUUACUACGGCCGUCGUGAGUCAGCAACUUCACGAGCUAAUUACUGCAGUUUUCGGCCUCCAAAGUCCUGACUGCUAUGGAAAUAUGAAUUCAAGCCUUUUAUAUUUCCAAAAGUGGGAAAUUUGAGUUCAUUUUAGGCAAUCUCGUCGUGCGAUAAUUAAGGGCGACCGGCAGACAAACGUUUGCCUGAUUGCCAUCGUUGUGAUGAAAUGGACGCGACGUUUCCUCAACGUUUACGUGGCCGAGCACCCGCGAGUGUCACAUGUUUAUAAUAUUUGCGAAGCUUCGCAUUACGCGAUUUGCUGAAAUGAGAAAAGUCUUCGGAGAAAUUAGCAGGAAGUUGCGGCGAGCAUCGUGUUCAGGUCGAGCCAACGUACGUGCGUUAAUUCUGCUUCGUCACCUCAAAUUCGUCUCGCGUCGUGGUUUGAAACAUUCUGCAAAUAAGGAAACAAUGACUUCUAUGACCUCGACAAAGUAUUACGGAAGAGCGUUAGAAUGUGUAACGGUACAAAAUACAUCAGAUGUAACCGCGAGAGUGAAAAGAUGACACAAUAAAGAUAAUCCCCGACUCCGUUUAAACUCGCGACUCAUUCACAUUUACUUCCCCUUUUCAUCAUUUUCUCAUUGAAUAAGGAAAAAAACAAAAUUGCUCUUGUUCUUUCUUUUCUUUUUUUUUACCUGCGUCUUGUACACACACACACACACACACACACACACAUAUACAUAUCCAGUGAAGAAAACAAGUAUUUGCUACAUCGCAAUUUCUCCCACUUGGAAAUCAUGGAGGGGUGUGAAAUGUUCAUGGUAGCUGCACGUCCACUGUGAGAGAGAUCAUCGAAAAAGAAAAAUCACAAUGUAUGAUAUUUUUUCAAAUGAUUUAUUUGUGUGAUCCAGCUGCAAAUAAGUAUUUGAACACCUGUCCAUCAGCUCGAAUUCUGACCCUCAAAGAGCUGUUCGUCCGCCUCUCAAAGUCCGCCUCCACUCGCAUGAAUGUUCCUGCAUCCGAUGCACCUCUGUGAGGUUGUUAGCUGCAGAAAGUCACCCGACCUCCCCGUACAAUCAGUAAGACUCAAACUUGUAACGUGGCCAAGGCCAAAGAGCUGUCCGAAGACACCAGAGACAAACUUGUACAACGCCGCAUGGCUGGAAAGGGCUACGGAGCAGCUUGGUGAAAAAAGAUCCACUGUUGGAGCAGUCGUUAGAAAAUGGAAGAAGCGAAACGUGACGCUCGACCUCAACCGGAGUGGAGCCCCGUGGCAGAUAUCACCUCGCGGGGUCUCAAUGAGCCUCGGAAAGGUGAGGAAUCAGCCCGGGACCGCACGGCAGGACUCGGUCAACGACCCGAAAAGAGCUGCCACCGCCGUUUCCAAGGUGGCUGUCGGUAAUACGUCGUGGUUUGAAAUCGCGCGUGGCACGGAAGGUUCCCCUGCCUAAAGCGGCACGUGCCAAGCCCCGUCUUAGGUUUGUCAAGUCACGGGGGAAAGUUUUGUGGUCAGACGAGAUGAAAAAUGGCUGCGGUAACCGUGCUUGGAGGAAGACCAAUGACGAGUUCCAUCCCGAGAACACCGUCCCUACUGUGAAGCACGGGGGUGGUAGCAUCGUGCCUUGGGGACGACCGCGGCCGUCUAUUGUGAGAUUUUGGGGAGCGACCUCUUUCCCUCAGUCGGGGCCGUGGCGGGGGUCUUUCGACACGACAAUGACCCGAAGGACACGGCCGGGAAAACCGAGGAGUGGCUCCGUAAAGAAGCACGUCAAGGUUCUGGCGUGGCCUCGCCAAUGGAAAAUCUUUGGAGGGAGCUGAAACUCAGCCAGGACACCUGUCUGAUCUCGAGGAGUGGGCCAAAAUCCCUCCUGCAGUGCGCGCAAACCUGGUGAACAACUACAGCAAACCUUCGACCUCCGUGACUGCAAACAAAGGCGACUGUACCAACUAUCAACAUUGGUUUUCUCAGGUGUUCAAAUACUUAUCUGCAGGUGGAUCACACAGAUCAAUCGUUAAAAAAAAAAAAAUCAAAGAUUGUGAUUUCUGGCUUUUUCUUUUUGGAUGAUUUUCUUCACUGUAUAUAUACACGUAUAUGUGUGCGUGUAUGAAAUGACUUUUUGUCAAGGAGUCCAAGUGAAUGGAAGCCAUUUGCAAGGUUGCGCCACACUUCCUGUUGCAGCAGGAGCCGUGACUUUGAUGAGCGGCGCUUUGACGUGCAUCAGCUUGCAGCGUUUGCGUCACGGCGCCUCGCCGAGAGCUUUCUCAUGUACUGCACAAGUGAUUACAAUGAUUGUAUUUGUUGAACUCCAGAAGAGGCUUUUACUUUUUGUCUUUUUUGGCUCGCCCUGCCGUCGUUAUCGCUCAUCAGAUCUGAUCGCGUCUGUUCUCACUUAUUCGCCAGUGCCACCUCGUUUGAUUAUUCAGAGUGCAGAUUUUCUUUUUUUUUUUAAAAUUCAAAUUUAUUAUGACUUUUGCAAUAAACUCGAAUUACGAUAACAUAUAUCACUUCAACUAAUAUUAAAGUGCAUUUAACCUUUCAGUCAAACAUCCAAAGUUGAACAACCAACCCAAGAAAAAAAGAAAGAAAAAAAAUCACAUUUCAAAAGAAAUGGCAAUAAUUGGAAAUAUUUGGAAAUUGAGUGUUUGACAAAAUGUCCCCGGUUUGACUUUGGGAGAAUUUCCAAUGCGGUUUAAGCAAUGAAGUUAAGCAAAGCAAGCAGAUUUGAGAUUGUAUCGUAAAAGAGGCGGCGGCGGCGGCGUCCACCAAAACUGAAGAACAAGACAAAACUCAUUUUAAUAAUUUUCCUUUUCAAUAAAACGAUUGCAUCCAUUUUUAUUCCAAUAUUUGGUUUGUUUUAUUUCUGGGAUGACCACACGCCGAUCCAAACUCUUCAUUCUUUUGGAUUCAGGUGUUUUAUUAAACUGCAAAAAUUAUGAUGACUUUUGCUACCGAAUUUGAUUCCGUUGUGUGAUAACGACGGCAAAAAAAAAAAAAAAAGACUUUUGGAAGGUUGCGGGCGCUUUUCAAGUCCCUGCAGGUCACCACAUUGGUGUGUUAAGUGGGAAUAAAACGCCUGGUCGUGGUUUUCCUUCUUGACGAGCGAGCAAAGGGAGACGUUUGUAACGUAUUCAUUCACGUAGGUACGCCGUGCAUUUUUCAGUGGGAACAUGACUCCCCGAUGACAUUGACUUUCUCGUGUCGAAUGAUUUGUCACCAGUGAUUCAGUUAUCAGUUGAUCAAUUUGAAGGUGAGUGAUGGGCAACAUGAAAAAGACGUAAAAGGUGUCGCGCAUUCCUCUCGCAUAAUCCGAUUGCGCAAGUUCACCUGUAUUUAUCAGUGACAGGCUGCUGCGCGGGUGUGCCACGGGCAGGUCACCUAACGGUGAAAUUAUGUUGUUUACCCCCCCCCCCCCCCCCCCGCACAGUUGUAAAUUCCCACUCGACUGCCAAGUGCCCCGUUUUGCGCAAUCUCCGCAUGAGCUGACUCACGCGAGGGGCUAUAAAAGGAGGAAGUCUCCCCUUCGGCACUUCACUCAAACAGCAGAGAGCUCAAAGUCUCCUGAAGGAAGCUCAAAGCAAACGCAACAAGUCGAGAAAAGCGCACCGUGACUUUUUCUCAGCGAGCUUUUUGAACAGCGCCGUCGUCCUCUUUUAUUUCCGACUUUGAGCCGUCGUCCGAUUUGAGAAGGUGAAAAAUGAUGAGCAAAGCGAUCCUCGGCGCUCUGGUGGUCCUGCUGGCUUCUGCGGCCGUCAGCGAAGCGAUGGCCCUGAGAAGUCUGGGCGUGGAGCUGCACUGCCGCUGCAUCCAGACGGAGAGCAGGCCCAUCAUCCGCCACCGCAUCGAGAGGCUGGAGCUGAUCCUUCCCAACUCCCACUGCGAGGACACCGAGAUCAUCGCGACGCUUAAAAAGAGCGGCCACCAGGUGUGCCUCGACCCCAAGGCCGACUGGGUCGAGAGAGCCAUCAACAAGAUGCUCGAGAAGAGCAAAAGACGCUGAGCAUCCGCGCAAAAGGGGGACAAAUUCUCCGCCGGCUGCUUUUCCAAAGACUUGAACAAGUUUGCCCGAGGGCUCCUUAAGAACCGAGCAGAACGGCUUACUUGAAAAACCGUAUGAAGGUCCCAACAGACAAAUUGUUUGUAUCUGAUAUUAUUUAUUGUCAGCGUUUGGACAUUCCCGCUGUGUGUGUGUGUGUGUAUGUGUUGCUGCCCGAGUGGCUACCGACUGUUACUAUUCUUAUUGCUUAAACUUAUGCCCAAUCUAUUUAUUGUAUUUAUGUGAAUGCAAUUUUUGUAUUUUUUUGCGACACCUUAUUGUUGAAUAAAAAAAACAGAUCAAA
Syngnathoides biaculeatus (alligator pipefish) is the source of this 4702-nucleotide messenger RNA. It is a transcript of the gene cxcl8a, whose product is annotated as chemokine (C-X-C motif) ligand 8a. The record is from RefSeq and is a predicted model, not a curated record. Gene Ontology annotation, cellular component: extracellular region. The transcript is spliced from 4 exons. Lineage: Eukaryota; Metazoa; Chordata; Actinopteri; Syngnathiformes; Syngnathidae. Gene Ontology annotation, biological process: neutrophil chemotaxis; antimicrobial humoral immune response mediated by antimicrobial peptide; inflammatory response. Gene Ontology annotation, molecular function: CXCR chemokine receptor binding; chemokine activity. Bases 4060 to 4362 code for a protein of 100 amino acids.